This is a messenger RNA of Halichondria panicea, 1690 nucleotides long. RefSeq lists its product as uncharacterized. NCBI's taxonomy places the organism in Eukaryota, Metazoa, Porifera, Demospongiae, Suberitida, Halichondriidae. The transcript has 15 exons. The record is from RefSeq and is a predicted model, not a curated record. Bases 405 to 1421 code for a protein of 338 amino acids.
CUACACGUAGUUGGUACAAAUCGUUUUCAAAUUUUGUGUCUGAAAAUGAUUAGUACCAGCUAGCUAGCUACCAUCAAGAACACAAACAGGAGAGGAGCCGCCGGCCCCACCACGCAGCAAAAGACCACCCAGGAGAAUCCAGCUGUCAGAAGAGGAGAGAGAUGUGCUGCUUCAGUGUUGAAGGAACUCAGUUGCCAGAGGUCUACCGCUCGGUGUGGGUGCUCUGCUCACGUUGAGAUGGUUUGUACAUCAAGGUCGUGUUCCAAAUCAUGUGACUCCUCGAGAUGGAUAUAGGAGAGGUGGUCGACAAGCCGUGAAGACUACCAGGUGCUGAUAUUACUGAUUACUUCAACUAUGGCUUCACUGAGGAAACGUGGCGAUUAUAUUGUGACAAACAGCGUAAAAUGAAAACUGAAGUUGGAAACCUCAACAAAAUAGCCGUCCAGAAUAAUCGACCCCUGGUGACCUCUGAGGCUACGGUAUACCCUUCAUCGAUGUCCAAGCUUCCGCUUCCUCUUCCUCUGCCUCCUGGCCAGCCCCACGUUGUGUCCGCUCCCAUCUCCCACACAUCCAUUGCAGCUGCUGCCACCGCUCAACGUGGCAAAACACCCAACGCUGACGGUGGCGGAGGUGAAUCAGAUGGCAGGGCUACUCCAGAGCUACCGACACAGAGCAAUACCAUCAUCAACAUGUCUCUGAAACCAUCACUCAUGCCACCCCCAAUGCUACCACCAUCAUCGCUAGGCAACCUCCCGCCCCCUCCAUUUGGAUUCCCCCCUCCCUUCCACGGAGCCCCGCCCACUGGAGACCAUAACCUGGCCGCAGCAAUGGCCGCCAUGUUUGGAGUGAGACCACCAGACGGCAGUGGUCUACCCAACCUCCCGCCCCCUCAACACGGGUUUCCCCCUAUGCCCCCUCCAGGCAUGGGCAUGGGAAUGGGGGGCAUGCCUGAUGGAAUGCAUCCUCCCUUCCCGGGAAUGCCAUUUCCACCGCCAGGGGAUCAUGGUCCAAUGUCAUUUGAUGAGAGGGGCUUACCCCCCAUGCCCCCUGACAUGCUACACGGUGCCCCCUUUCAUUGGGACCCGGCCAUGGGACCACCUCCCCCUGAGCUCUUUGAGGGAUUCCGCCCACGCAGUAGGUCCCCGUCUCGAUCCACUUCGUCCCGUUCUCGUUCUCGUAGCUCAUCGUACGAGCGCUACAAGAAGAGUUCCUCCCGGAGACACCGCAGGAGGUCUAGGUCGCGCUCACGAGAUCGUGAACGCAGCAGUCGCAGCAGUCGUCAUCACCGUGAGCACCAUCGGAGCGACAGACACGACCGUAACAAAGAACGAGAAAAGCAGACGAGAGCACCGGGAAGAUCGUUCAAGACACGAGCGGUCGAGUCGUCGCCACCGCAGUACAAGCAGGAGCAAGGACAAUGAGAGAAGCAGCCGCAAAGAGAAGACCAAAGCCACUACUGAUGCUGACACAACCAGAGACUCUCGCUCUAGAUCAAGAACUCCUUCCUAGAACUCUAAGACUAAUGUUCUCUCUAGCUAUACCCUCAGUCAGUGUGUGGUCUCACUAUAGAGACACCUUGCUGUGUCUGCUCUAAUGUGCUAUGUCUGUGUGUGUGUCUGUGUUUUUGCACUCUUUAUUCACCUUUUCUUAUGAGGACUGGGACAUUAACGUUUUGCUCACACGCCAUUGA